Molecule: messenger RNA, 6851 nt
Organism: Homo sapiens (human)
Lineage: Eukaryota; Metazoa; Chordata; Mammalia; Primates; Hominidae
Gene: NTNG1
Product: netrin G1
Exons: 8
Coding region: 1149-2768 (539 amino acids)
Biological process (GO): regulation of neuron projection arborization; regulation of neuron migration; modulation of chemical synaptic transmission
Cellular component (GO): Schaffer collateral - CA1 synapse; presynaptic active zone membrane; glutamatergic synapse
Source: RefSeq, a predicted model, not a curated record
AUCGCUCAGGCGGCUUGUCGUUAUUUUUUCUUUCUUUCGCCAAUUAUAUUUGUUUGGGGAAAAGCAAACAAAAAAAACAAAAAAACACUUGCCCUAUUGCCGGCCUUGGGGAUCUGGUGGCCACAUCGAGAGCUUUUGAAGUCCCUUCUUUUAAUCGCCUUUAUUGGUGCUAGAUUAAAACAUUACUAUCCCAUGUUGUGCAGCUGGGGAGAAAGGGAAAUUGAAAGAGGAAGACUUGGUGUAGGGAUGCUGUUUGGAAUAUUCUCUCAUAUUCUUUACUGGCAUCAUAUUAAUCGGUUGAUGGAUUCGGCUAGGGACACUGAAUUGCACUCCUGUAUGGAUCUGUGGAUAUCUAUAUAUAAUACAAAUAAUACUGAAUAUUAUUGGGCCUAAAAUAACCAAUUAAGUGAUUCAUACAAGGAAAAACUUAGAUAUAAAAAGAAACUGCGCCCUCUGCUGUUAAUUUUAGUACCCUCACCCGGGGACUUUUUUUUUUUUUCCUUCAGAAAUCCACUUAAGAGUAGGCUGUCAUCUUACAGGGCAAGGGAAGAAAAUUCCUAGCGGGGAUUUUAAAGCAACUUUACUUGGAAAAGUCGCAGGUUGAGCUCCUAUAGUUGCAUCAGGGUGUUGGUGCCAGAAGAAAAGAAUGAUUGAUGGGAAACAGACACCGGGCUAUAGACACUCAUCCUUUUGCUUCAGAUACUGAUAUCUCAGCCUGCUUGAGCAUCCCUUGUGAGCUGUGAACAUUGAGGAUCACUCAGGGUUAUCGGAUGUACAACGGGAGAGCCAUCGCUUUGCUAAAUUAUUAUCUGCAAUUGGACAUCUUUUACAAAAACCAAACUAGACCUGAGUCUAAUAGAUAUGUUCUAAGACAAAGAAAAAGCUGCAAGUUGUUAACGCCUAACACACAAGUAUGUUAGGCUUCCACCAAAGUCCUCAAUAUACCUGAAUACGCACAAUAUCUUAACUCUUCAUAUUUGGUUUUGGGAUCUGCUUUGAGGUCCCAUCUUCAUUUAAAAAAAAAUACAGAGACCUACCUACCCGUACGCAUACAUACAUAUGUGUAUAUAUAUGUAAACUAGACAAAGAUCGCAGAUCAUAAAGCAAGCUCUGCUUUAGUUUCCAAGAAGAUUACAAAGAAUUUAGAGAUGUAUUUGUCAAGAUUCCUGUCGAUUCAUGCCCUUUGGGUUACGGUGUCCUCAGUGAUGCAGCCCUACCCUUUGGUUUGGGGACAUUAUGAUUUGUGUAAGACUCAGAUUUACACGGAAGAAGGGAAAGUUUGGGAUUACAUGGCCUGCCAGCCGGAAUCCACGGACAUGACAAAAUAUCUGAAAGUGAAACUCGAUCCUCCGGAUAUUACCUGUGGAGACCCUCCUGAGACGUUCUGUGCAAUGGGCAAUCCCUACAUGUGCAAUAAUGAGUGUGAUGCGAGUACCCCUGAGCUGGCACACCCCCCUGAGCUGAUGUUUGAUUUUGAAGGAAGACAUCCCUCCACAUUUUGGCAGUCUGCCACUUGGAAGGAGUAUCCCAAGCCUCUCCAGGUUAACAUCACUCUGUCUUGGAGCAAAACCAUUGAGCUAACAGACAACAUAGUUAUUACCUUUGAAUCUGGGCGUCCAGACCAAAUGAUCCUGGAGAAGUCUCUCGAUUAUGGACGAACAUGGCAGCCCUAUCAGUAUUAUGCCACAGACUGCUUAGAUGCUUUUCACAUGGAUCCUAAAUCCGUGAAGGAUUUAUCACAGCAUACGGUCUUAGAAAUCAUUUGCACAGAAGAGUACUCAACAGGGUAUACAACAAAUAGCAAAAUAAUCCACUUUGAAAUCAAAGACAGGUUCGCGUUUUUUGCUGGACCUCGCCUACGCAAUAUGGCUUCCCUCUACGGACAGCUGGAUACAACCAAGAAACUCAGAGAUUUCUUUACAGUCACAGACCUGAGGAUAAGGCUGUUAAGACCAGCCGUUGGGGAAAUAUUUGUAGAUGAGCUACACUUGGCACGCUACUUUUACGCGAUCUCAGACAUAAAGGUGCGAGGAAGGUGCAAGUGUAAUCUCCAUGCCACUGUAUGUGUGUAUGACAACAGCAAAUUGACAUGCGAAUGUGAGCACAACACUACAGGUCCAGACUGUGGGAAAUGCAAGAAGAAUUAUCAGGGCCGACCUUGGAGUCCAGGCUCCUAUCUCCCCAUCCCCAAAGGCACUGCAAAUACCUGUAUCCCCAGUAUUUCCAGUAUUGGUAAUUGUGAAUGCUUCGGCCACUCCAAUCGAUGCAGUUAUAUCGAUCUGCUAAAUACAGUCAUUUGCGUGAGCUGUAAACACAACACUAGAGGGCAGCACUGUGAGUUAUGCAGGCUGGGCUACUUCAGAAAUGCUUCUGCACAACUGGACGAUGAGAAUGUGUGCAUAGAGUGUUAUUGUAACCCUUUGGGCUCAAUCCAUGAUCGUUGUAAUGGCUCAGGAUUUUGUGAGUGUAAGACUGGAACAACAGGGCCUAAGUGUGAUGAGUGUCUGCCGGGAAAUUCCUGGCACUACGGCUGUCAACCGAAUGUCUGCGACAACGAGCUCCUGCACUGCCAGAACGGAGGGACGUGCCACAACAACGUGCGCUGCCUGUGCCCGGCCGCAUACACGGGCAUCCUCUGCGAGAAGCUGCGGUGCGAGGAGGCUGGCAGCUGCGGCUCCGACUCUGGCCAGGGCGCGCCCCCGCACGGCUCCCCAGCGCUGCUGCUGCUGACCACGCUGCUGGGAACCGCCAGCCCCCUGGUGUUCUAGGUGUCACCUCCAGCCACACCGGACGGGCCUGUGCCGUGGGGAAGCAGACACAACCCAAACAUUUGCUACUAACAUAGGAAACACACACAUACAGACACCCCCACUCAGACAGUGUACAAACUAAGAAGGCCUAACUGAACUAAGCCAUAUUUAUCACCCGUGGACAGCACAUCCGAGUCAAGACUGUUAAUUUCUGACUCCAGAGGAGUUGGCAGCUGUUGAUAUUAUCACUGCAAAUCACAUUGCCAGCUGCAGAGCAUAUUGUGGAUUGGAAAGGCUGCGACAGCCCCCCAAACAGGAAAGACAAAAAACAAACAAAUCAACCGACCUAAAAACAUUGGCUACUCUAGCGUGGUGCGCCCUAGUACGACUCCGCCCAGUGUGUGGACCAACCAAAUAGCAUUCUUUGCUGUCAGGUGCAUUGUGGGCAUAAGGAAAUCUGUUACAAGCUGCCAUAUUGGCCUGCUUCCGUCCCUGAAUCCCUUCCAACCUGUGCUUUAGUGAACGUUGCUCUGUAACCCUUGUUGGUUGAAAGAUUUCUUUGUCUGAUGUUAGUGAUGCACAUGUGUAACAGCCCCCUCUAAAAGCGCAAGCCAGUCAUACCCCUGUAUAUCUUAGCAGCACUGAGUCCAGUGCGAGCACACACCCACUAUACAAGAGUGGCUAUAGGAAAAAAGAAAGUGUAUCUAUCCUUUUGUAUUCAAAUGAAGUUAUUUUUCUUGAACUACUGUAAUAUGUAGAUUUUUUGUAUUAUUGCCAAUUUGUGUUACCAGACAAUCUGUUAAUGUAUCUAAUUCGAAUCAGCAAAGACUGACAUUUUAUUUUGUCCUCUUUCGUUCUGUUUUGUUUCACUGUGCAGAGAUUUCUCUGUAAGGGCAACGAACGUGCUGGCAUCAAAGAAUAUCAGUUUACAUAUAUAACAAGUGUAAUAAGAUUCCACCAAAGGACAUUCUAAAUGUUUUCUUGUUGCUUUAACACUGGAAGAUUUAAAGAAUAAAAACUCCUGCAUAAACGAUUUCAGGAAUUUGUAUUGCAAUUUCUUAAGAUGAAAGGAACAGCCACCAAGCAGUUUCACACUCACUUUACUGAUUUCUGUGUGGACUGAGUACAUUCAGCUGACGAAUUUAGUUCCCAGGAAGAUGGAUUGAUGUUCACUAGCUUGGACAACUUCUGCAAAAUAUGAGACUAUUUCCACUUGGGAAAAAUUACAACAGCAAAAAAAAAAAAAAAAAAAAAAAAAAAUCUAAGUGAUUGCCAAGAUUAUGCCAAAGCCUGUUGGCAGAGUACUAAGAGACUUUUAUUUUUAAGUCAUGCUAUUUUCACAGAUUGAUGGUGAUCAUGUGACUCUAGGGAUGCUGAUCUAUGUAUCUUUCCAAAUACAGUGUUUACAUGGAGUAUCACAAGACGCAACCUGGGGAACCAGGAAGGGAGCAGGGAAAUUGAGUGAUUUGCAAUUUGACUUUGAAUAUAUUCAGACUUAAGUAUUUAGAGGAAAUAUCAAAAUAUAAAGCAGCAAGUAGACAUAACUGCUGUUCCUGAGAAUAAAGUUUGUUUUAAGUGCUGCCCAAGGUGUAAUAAAUUCUUGUUUCUGCCUUUUAUUAGGCCAAUUACUGUGCAAGACAGCAAGGGGAGGCAGGUGGGGAAGAACCUUUGCAAAGUUUCAAAGAGGCUAAGACAGUGUGCAUUUCGUUCCCAGCACACUGUUGUCCUACAGAUUACAAGUGUAUUAGCAGCAGCAUCUCCUGGAAUCAAAAACAAUUAUCAGCCCGAACCAGAGUCUUAAGGACAAUGAAAUUCUACAUGACUUGGUAGAACAAUAACCUAUGAUAGUGUAAGGUCAGAAACCUAGUUCCAGUCUGAAUUCUUCACCCUGCUGCCACUCCUUGCUGAAACAGGGAAGGGGGGAGGAAUGUCUCCUGAUAAAUAACCUGGGUAAAAACUAGAUGAAGGAACAGCAUGUCUUAUUGGUUUUGUUCCCAGAAAAGCCAAUUCGAAGAAGGCAAUAAAAGGUAAACAGGUAAUGCCUGUGCUGCCUGCCACCCCACGUCUAAGUCUAUUGAAUGUUUGUUAUUCAAACCAACAGUCUCUUUUGAUGUAAGAAAUAAGGAAAGAUGGAAAUAAAUUAGAGCUUAGGCUUAGUGCCAGAGUGGCCAACCAGAAAUUGGAGAUUUACGUUGGAAGCAUAAAUAGAAAAUUAUAUUUCAGGCUCACCAAAGAAACACAUGAAAAUGCUGAUAACAUAGGGAGUUUGAGAUUAUUUAUAAUGAGGUGGAUUUCUGAUAUUAAAAUUAGAGUUUAAGUUGUCUUAUAGUUUAUUAGCACAAACCAAAGGCAGCCCAUGUUAUUUCUGGCAAAGAUGCACUUUAUCGUUAUCUGCUCAUGGCUUUGUCGCAACGCUCAGGAAUCAGACACUGCACACUUCAAUAGUUGGGAUUCCAAAAGCUAAUUCUAAAAUUUAAUGAAGGCCUGAUUUAAACUGAUUCAUCUGCAUUUUAUCUUUAUGAGGCCAUAAGAAUCUAAAUUGAUGAGGAAUAUCUUUCAUUCCGUGUAUUUAGAUAUAGUUUUCUGAAUUUCCUGAAGCGAUGUGAUCUGCUUUUAAUAAAAAUUCACUUUUAGGUGUACAACAAAUGGAAAUGAAAUGUUCUUUUUAAAUCUGGAUUCUCAAGUUCUUCUAAAGGAGCUACUCCUCUGAGGAAACCUCAACUCAGUGGACUUGAUUCAUCUGUUACUUUCCAGCAUUCUUACAAAGCUGGUUUCAUCUACAAUGUUGUGCCCUAAGAACAGGACUGGGGUGAAAAGCGGGUACUCAGUUGUUCAUAUAUUUGAGGUCCUAAUUCUUGGUAUUUUUUCCCUUUGAUAAAUCCCUUAAAGUGGCUUAAUGUAGUCUUGCAUAUGAGUUAAUCUAUCAACUUUCCCACAUAGAACUGAUAUAAUUCCUUCUAUCAAUAAUAUUGAUGGGCAUAACAUUUCAAAAAAUGGGACAAAGGUUCAGCUAUCUAGAAAGAUUUGCUAUUUAUAGGAAGAUAAUGGACAUGCCCUGCUGUGAUUUGAGGGUUAUUUAUUUCUGACCCUGUACACAGCCUAGGGGAAGAAUUUAGUCCAGCAAAGAGGGGACCUUGCUUAGAGAGACCCAUUCUGACUCUCCUCCAGCUUUCUCCCAGAUAUCAGGAACCUAGAGUUUCCUACUCAGAUAACCGCCCCCCACACGCACACUUUUAGGCCAAAUGUAGGCCCCCUCUGGGGGUUUAAACUCCUGGAGGCAAGCAACAUCCUGAGUGCAUAUACCUGGGCACAGGGAGUGGCAAAGGGUGCAUCUGUGUGGAUGGAUUAGGCCCUGGGGCCUGGAGUGUUCACUGUGGAAUUUACACACAAGCAAGGAGAAGCCACUUGCCAUGAAAACAAGAGUCCAGGGCUGAAAAAUAAAGGGAUGAGGGGUAGGAAGGAGAUAGACAAGGGCUACCACGAGGCUGGGGGCCAGUACAGAACACUGAACAGUCUAAGAAUUCUAAAUCUAUACCUGGGCUUCCAAGGGUUAUGAAAGCAUCAUGUGUCAAAGUGGCAGGAUGGAAGAUAAUUUAACAGUUUGUUAGCUUUAUGUAUGACUUUUAAAUACUUAGACAUGUGGCAUGGGGUCCUCCAUUGGUACUUUUGCACAAGAUCCUGCAGACAUUUGGGGUCGAUCUGCCUGAGGUGCCCUUGAGUCAGAUCCCUAAGUUGGCACAAACUGCUAACCACAUAACACAAAGAAAGGUCCAGGUUGGAAGAAGGCGUCUGCUCCACAGUUCAGCUGGCCCUGUAGUUAAUGCUCCCCUCACCUUCUCUUGGACCUGUGGUCUGACUGGAGUAUAAGAAAUUUUGGAUGCACUGGGGGAACAACUGUGAGGAAAUCUUGACAUCGAAUAUUUUGUUCCAUCUCCUUCACCCUCUACCAUCAAUAAUCCAGUAUGAUUGGGAUGUAAAGACCCAGCAUUCUGAAAUGGGAUGCUCUGUACUAUAUGGGAAAUGGGUUGUUGUACUUUACCGGUUGUUAAACACUAAAUAAAAUACCUGUUUAACAGAUUCUCUGCUCACAGGAUUGACCAA